AAAAACACCAGCGUGGGAUUCUCCGAGCCACUUGGUGAGGAUUACCCAGAGGCCACGAGGAAACGACUGCCGUAGCCCAACCAGCCAUUUUCCCCAAGGGAGUUAUCACCGACGCGUCAAACAAAGUCAACGGGCAGAAGAAUGGGUUGUAAAUGCUGCAAGAAGAACAAGAACAGCGAAGAGCUCACCGAUGUCGAGAGGGCCAUUGAAAUCGUAAUCAACAACUUCCACUGUUAUGCUGUGAAAGGACGGAAAGAGUGCCUAACCCCCAAUGAGCUGAAAGACCUGGUCGGACAGAGGCUGCCACAUCUAGCAAAGGGCGCCGGACCUUUGGACGAGAAAAUCGAAUGCCUCGGAGGUGCAGACGAAGCCAAACUUCAGUUUGGCGAGUACUGGGACAUCAUGGGAGAUGCAGCCAAGGGCUGCCGAGGCCAAAAGAAGUAAGAAGAUCAGAACCGCAAGGCCUAGAACCGUUUACACAGCAAGAACGAGAGACUGUCUACCUUGAUGUUUAUGAGUUGUCAAUGCAGUGUUAAUAAUUUGGGGGGGGGCUCCCUUUCCACUUCUCAGGAUCUGGAGUUUCAAAGAGUUUCUUUCCUUCAAGUCAAGAGUCUUUCAAUUUUACGGCUCAGGUUUUUUUACCUGAGCGAAAGUUCCCUUCUUCUAGAUUUUUUUUCCUAGAACACCACAGCCACUAGCCUUCUAGAAUGUUCAUAUUCUAGAUUUCUGACUACUCAAUUCCAGAAUGUGCAAGUGAAGAGCCUUUUUCAUGACACCACCUCUGGAACCAGAAAGCAUCAUUUCUGCAGGUUCUCAGACCUUUAAUUUUCAGAUUUGGAAUCUAGGAUUUUUCAUCU
Heteronotia binoei (common prickly gecko) is the source of this 857-nucleotide messenger RNA. Its product is annotated as protein S100-A14-like. Gene Ontology annotation, molecular function: chemokine receptor binding. Gene Ontology annotation, biological process: response to lipopolysaccharide; toll-like receptor 4 signaling pathway; positive regulation of monocyte chemotaxis. The record is from RefSeq and is a predicted model, not a curated record. The transcript is spliced from 3 exons. Lineage: Eukaryota; Metazoa; Chordata; Lepidosauria; Squamata; Gekkonidae. Gene Ontology annotation, cellular component: perinuclear region of cytoplasm. Bases 142 to 444 code for a protein of 100 amino acids.